This is a messenger RNA of Colius striatus (speckled mousebird), 7977 nucleotides long. RefSeq names its product N-alpha-acetyltransferase 15, NatA auxiliary subunit (gene NAA15). Gene Ontology annotation, molecular function: protein binding; protein-N-terminal amino-acid acetyltransferase activity. Lineage: Eukaryota; Metazoa; Chordata; Aves; Coliiformes; Coliidae. Gene Ontology annotation, biological process: N-terminal peptidyl-methionine acetylation. Gene Ontology annotation, cellular component: NatA complex; cytoplasm. The transcript is spliced from 20 exons. The coding region runs from base 189 to 2786 and encodes 865 amino acids. The record is from RefSeq and is a predicted model, not a curated record.
CGGCGGGAGUGCGGCCGUUUGAGGGAGGGCAGACUGGGACGGGGGGGGUGGGGAGGCGGGGGCAGUAGUCAGACUCCGGCGGGGAGGCUCCCGGCAGCGGCGACCGAGCAGCGGGGACAGGACGCGGCCAGCCCCCCCACCCCCUUCCCCGGAGCCCUUCGGCGGUGCCUGAGCCAGCGGCGGAGAGGAUGCCGUCGGUCAGCCUGCCGCCCAAGGAGAACGCGCUCUUCAAGCGCAUCCUGAGGUGUUACGAACAUAAGCAGUAUAGAAAUGGGCUGAAGUUCUGUAAACAGAUCCUUUCUAACCCAAAGUUUGCGGAACAUGGAGAAACCUUGGCAAUGAAAGGACUAACAUUAAACUGUCUAGGGAAGAAAGAGGAAGCUUAUGAACUUGUGCGUAGAGGCCUAAGGAAUGACUUGAAGAGUCAUGUCUGUUGGCAUGUCUAUGGCCUUCUUCAGAGGUCAGACAAGAAGUAUGACGAAGCUAUCAAAUGCUAUAGAAAUGCACUGAAAUGGGACAAGGACAAUCUUCAAAUCUUGAGAGAUCUUUCUCUGCUACAGAUUCAAAUGAGGGAUCUUGAAGGUUACAGGGAAACAAGAUACCAGUUGCUUCAGCUCCGACCUGCACAGCGAGCGUCAUGGAUUGGUUAUGCUAUUGCUUACCAUCUGCUGGAAGACUAUGAAAUGGCAGCAAAAAUUUUAGAGGAAUUUAGGAAGACACAGCAGACAUCACCUGAUAAAGUGGACUAUGAGUACAGUGAACUACUGCUUUAUCAAAAUCAAGUUCUCCGGGAGGCAGGACUACAUAAAGAAGCUUUGGAGCAUCUUUGUACCUAUGAGAAGCAGAUCUGUGAUAAACUAGCCGUUGAAGAAACUAAAGGAGAACUCUUGCUUCAGCUUGGCAGACUUGACGAAGCAGUUGAAGUCUACAAAGGACUGCAAGAAAGAAAUCCUGAGAACUGGGCCUACUACAAAGGCCUAGAAAAGGCACUUAAACCAGCUAACAUGAUGGAGAGGCUUAAGAUCUAUGAAGAGGCCUGGACUAAAUACCCAAGGGGACUAGUUCCAAGAAGAUUACCAUUAAACUUUUUGUCGGGUGAAAAGUUUAAGGAAUGUCUGGACAAGUUUCUAAGGAUGAAUUUCAGCAAAGGUUGCCCACCAGUCUUCAAUACUUUGAGGUCAUUAUAUAAAGACAAGGAGAAGGUGGCAAUCAUAGAAGAGCUCGUGAUAGGCUAUGAAACCUCUCUAAGAAGCUGCAGGUUAUUUAACUCAAAUGAUGAUGGUAAAGAAGAACCUCCAACCACUUUACUCUGGGUCCAGUAUUAUUUGGCUCAACAUUAUGAUAAAAUUGGACAGCCAUCCCUGGCUCUAGAAUAUAUAAAUGCUGCUAUAGAAAGUACUCCCACUUUGAUAGAACUCUUCCUUGUGAAGGCAAAAAUCUAUAAGCAUGCUGGAAAUAUUAAAGAGGCUGCAAGGUGGAUGGAUGAGGCUCAGGCUUUGGACACAGCAGACAGAUUUAUCAACUCCAAAUGUGCAAAAUAUAUGUUGAAAGCAAACUCCAUUAAAGAAGCGGAAGAAAUGUGUUCUAAGUUUACGAGGGAAGGAACCUCGGCAGUAGAGAACUUGAAUGAAAUGCAGUGCAUGUGGUUUCAGACGGAAUGUGCGCAAGCUUACAAAGCAAUGAACAAAUUUGGAGAAGCACUUAAGAAAUGCCAUGAAAUUGAGAGACAUUUUGUAGAAAUCACAGACGACCAGUUUGACUUUCACACUUACUGUAUGAGGAAGAUUACCCUUAGGUCUUAUGUGGACUUGUUAAAACUAGAAGAUGUCCUUCGACAACAUCCGUUCUACUUCAAGGCAGCACGAAUUGCCAUAGAGAUAUAUUUGAAACUUCAUGAUAAUCCGUUAACAGAUGAAAAUAAAGAACACGAGGCUGAUACAGCAAAUAUGUCUGACAAGGAGUUAAAGAAGCUACGAAAUAAGCAGAGAAGAGCACAAAAGAAAGCACAACUGGAGGAGGAAAAGAAGAAUGCUGAGAAAGAAAAGCAACAGAGGAAUCAGAAAAAGAAGAAAGAUGAUGAUGAUGAAGAAAUAGGAGGACCGAAAGAAGAACUUAUCCCUGAGAAAUUGGCAAAGGUUGAAGCACCUUUGGAAGAAGCAAUUAAAUUUUUAACUCCCCUGAAGAAUUUAGUGAAGAACAAAAUAGAGACGCAUCUGUUUGCCUUUGAGAUUUAUUUUCGAAAAGAGAAGUUCCUUCUGAUGCUUCAGUCUGUGAAGAGAGCCUUUGCUAUUGAUUCUAGUCAUCCUUGGCUUCAUGAGUGUAUGAUUCAUCUGUUCAGCAGCGUAUCUGAAAGUAAGGAUCUGCCUGAUGCAGUUAGAACAGUGUUAAACCAAGAAAUGAAUCGACUUUUUGGAGCAACUAAUCCAAAGAACUUUAAUGAAGCUUUCCUUAAAAAGAACUAUGACUCACUACCACAUAGGUUAUCAGCUGCCAAAAUGAUGUACUAUUUAGAUCCUUCCAGUCAGAAAAGGGCGGUGGAGCUGGCAAUGACCCUGGAUGAAUCCCUCAUUAACAGAAAUCUUCAGACUUGUAUGGAGGUAUUAGAAGCUUUAUGUGACGGUAGCCUUGGAGACUGUAAAGAAGCAUCUGAAACUUACAGAGCAAAUUGUCAUAAGCUUUUCCCUUAUGCUUUGGCUUUCAUGCCCCCUGGAUAUGAAGAGGAUAUGAAGAUCACAGUUAAUGGAGAUAGUUCUGCAGAACCUGAAGAACUGGCCAAUGAAAUAUGAACAACUUUAUUGGAAAAAAAUGACAUUGGACCAUAUCUGGUGUAUAAUAUUUUUGUCACGCACCUGCUGAAUUGUUCUAACUUACACGGAGAACAGAAGGAAAAAAAAUGUUGCCUUCAAAUAGUUUUACUUUUUUUUUAUCCUGCUGAAAAAGUAUAUAUAUAAAAUAUCUAACAUAUUACUGGAUGUAGGUUGUUCGGUUUCUUAAAAAUUAAAAGCUGCUAAAAUUGAAGAAAAAAAACCCCUUCUCCUUACCUACCUACCCACGUUUUUAAACUAAUUUAUAUGAGAUCUGGAGGCAUAUAGCCCUCAGAGCAGGUGUGUGGCAGAAAUAUUACUUUAAAUUUGUCUUGUGAGAUUACUGUUAUCUCAGACAGCAAAAAUGCUGUUUUAGCACUGGAUUCUUUCACUGAGCACAAAGAGUUGAUGGGGCUUUAGCAUCUGACUGAUUCUGAUACGGGGAUGAUUCUGUCCAUAGGAAGUACGCAGUGUGAAUCAGAAUAUACAGAGCAACCCACAACAUACGUGUUACGUUGUGGGUGCUGGGACAUACAGAUAUCAAGCAGAGUUCAGAAACAUAGUGUGUUCAAUAAGCUUGUUGUGUCUCUGAAAUUCACUGUACACGAUCAGUUUGGUGUUCUUGCACCACAGUUUUUAACCGAAGGAACCAGUUACAAUGAUCUGUCUCUUUGAAUUCAGUGGGGAGGGGGGGUGGGAAAUCAACAUUGCUCUUCUUGAGAUGAACCUGUCGGCGUAGGUUGGCCAAACUUUUUAAAACUGUAAUGCAAGAACCAAAUAAAAUUCUGCACUGUGAUGUGGCACCAAUGAAUUAGAAAGAUAGCAUGCAUUUUUCACGUAGAGUGAAAACAACAUGAGAACAUACUAUGGCUUGAAGUUGCAAAGAGGAGAACUCCUGACUACCAUUUUGACUGAUCAAGAGACUAAUAGUUUUAAAACCUCAGCAGGCCUUGUUCACGUUAUGCAGAAUAAAUAAAUAAAUAAAAGUGCUGCAGUUUAGAUACCUCUGGAACUUUUCCACAGUGUCACAGGUUUGUAAUACUUGAAGCCCUACAUUUCUAAGAAUAUAUUUCUUGCUCAGUUGUUUCAGGCAAGCCCAAGACUUUGUAACUUUUAAGGGGCCCAAGAUUUUUUUUCAAUAACAGACCAGCUUCUUAUUCCUGCAGUUACAGAUGUAAUUUCCUUUGUCAAAAAAUAAGGUACCAAAUAUAAUGCAAUAAACGUUUUGAAAAAUAAUUGUGUGAAUAUUUAAACCAAUCUCUGUUGUACUUUUGAAUGGGUUCACUAGAGUGCAGCUCAGGGUUGGCUUACUGUGCUGUCCAGUUAUGCUGAUAAUGUCACCGCUGAUGGGUGGUUGUUGAGUAUAAAGUGCAAAUGCAUUAUAUGUAAAUAGUGAAUGUAUGAGGAGUCCUAUGACACAGAAUGCUUUAUUACCUGGCUUUUAAGUUCCACCAGUGUUAAGUUGAAUUUGAUUUUCCAAGUCAAGCUUCAGUCUACAAGUCUACUGUGUUAAUAAUAUAGAUAAGUGCUCCGAUGUUUUCUUUUAUAGGCUCAUCAUAUAAAACAGAGCAGAAAAUAAAAUACAGCUUAUAAAGCGAGUGCCUUUUUUGCUGCAGGAGUUCAGUUACAGACUGUCUGUUGUAUGGAUAUACAGCCUUCCUCUUCCACAUCAUGGAAUUCACUGAUUGACACAUACAGUUAAGAAAUCCAGCAAGACUUAUUGGUGUUUGUAGACUCCUAGCUGACAGAAGAACAGGUUGGUUUUGUUUCUUGUAUAUUCAGCACCACUUUCUUUUCACAGUUAGACAUCCCUGUGUAUGUUUGCAGUGUAGUUCAUGUCAGAAAUGUAAGUUGUAUUGCUAUAUUUGUGUAUUUAAUCUGCUGGGCUUUUAGGGACUAGAAUACCUAUAGAGCCUUUAACUGACUCUGGUAUUUGUAUCUAGAUCUCGGUCUUUUCUGCAGCCUGAGAUACCUGGACUGCAUGUUUUUUGCAGCUACUGAAGAUGGUUCAAUCUUGCCUACACAAGCUAUGAGCUUUUGGCCUUGCCUCUGCGUAUUGCUGCCCUUCUCUUGGCUUCUGAUGCUUAGCUGGAGGCAGAUGAGUGCUCACUCCAGAUUAUGAAUUGCAUCAAGCUUUUCUUUUCUUUUUCCCAAAUUCUCUUUUGGGUGCUGCCUGUAAGUGGGAUUAUUUCCUUUUUCACUGCCUGGUUUUGUGUUGAAAUAAUACAUGAACUAAAAGCAGGAAGUUACUUGUUAUCUUUCAUUUUGCAAGUGGGUAAGGAUGCUUGUGGGCCUUGAAGACUCCAUCUUUACAUCUAGCAUGAUUUUCCCCGAAGACACUUUGUAACCUUGCUGAAAGGCAUCCAUAGUGCUUCAGAGAUGAUGCUUUUGGAUUAAAGAGGAUCAUCAUUCCCUUCUGGAAGACUGCAGUCCCAGGAAACUAAAUGAAGUCGAGAGUUUACUCAAAGAAGAAAGUUCUUUAAUUGGCAAAGGAAUUGCAAUUCCUUCAUCUUUGCAUCACCCUUUUUUAGAUGCAGUGCUAACUUAUGGGAAAGAGUUUUUAGGAGCUGUAGAUGAAGUUACCAUACAAUGCAAUGAGUCUUGGAGAAGUAGCAGCACAGAGUGCCAUGCUACAGUGAAAACUGCAUUACAUGCUGAGAUGUGAAAUUGUCAUCAUUGGCAUUGGGCUGCCAAAGCAGGUGAGCAGGAAUUGCAGUCAUGCUCAGAGUGACCUUGGAACAUGGCCUUGCGAAUGACAUAAUUUGAUUUCAUUCAGUUCUUUGUGAUUUUCACUGGAGAAAAAUGUUUUCACCAUUGUUGGAGCCACAGCUAUCUUUUGGGGGAGGUGGGGAGUAGGAGGGGAGUUCAAGCAAUUUUUCCCUAGACAGAGGUUCUAGAUGGUGCAAAUGCACGUUGCAUGAAGCAAUGACAGAGGCCAAAUUGGACUUGAAGUAGCUGAAAGUGGUGGUUUGUCCAAAGAUGGUAGUUGAAGUACUUGCAUUUCUAUUUGGAGACAUUCAGGCAUGUGGUAUGUGUGAGCAAGCAGGUAAAGUAGUCUCACAAUUGUCUGUUCAGUAAUUCAUUUUAUUUCAUUGCAUUUUAAAUGCCUUAAGAGCCUCUCUAUUCUUCUACAGUUACUUUUGAUUUUUGAUAGAGGUCUUAAUACUUCUGUGUUAAUAGAGGAGGAAUUAUGUCUUGAUAUGUGAUGUGUCAGCCAGAACAUGGAUGUUUGUCACUCUUUUUAUUCUCCUGACAUAAGGAGAAAAUUCCAAGUUUCCCAGGGAGUUCUCUAAGACUAGAUUACUAAUGUAUAUUUAGCCUAUUAAAUCUUCCUUUAGUGUUUCCUUUGGUUUGUUUUUCCAGGUCUGGUGGUGCUCCAGCUGUACAGUAUACCCUGGAAGUUAGUGGAGCACCUUACUCUUCAACCAGGUUGAAUUGUCAGUGUCUUCAUGAACAGAAGCUGCCGAUGAGUAGGGUGAGAUCAGGCCUGAGAAACCAGAGGUGUGAGUAAAAUUUCAGGAUUGUGUGAGCAAGUUCAAAUAAGAAAACUUAAGUUCUUUGUCUGACAAACCUGAUGCCUUUGACUGUUCAAGCAGUGGUGCCAUCAUUCUUGCAGUGCUAGCGUCCCAUACACCACACCUGUGCUUUGAACCUGUGCCGUUAGUGCUAACCACUUGAUGGGAUAAUGCAGCUCAGUAUAGUACUAAAUACUAUAGUAUUAAAAGGAUUUUUUACUUCCUUUUCCACAGUCACUAGCUUUGAAAUCUUUCCCUUGUCUUUCCCCCAACAAAGUUUGCUCUAAAAAUGCAGCUUGCACUUCCAUGGUAAUGUAAAAUAUCUCAAACUAUGUGGAAAUAAGAGUUACAUUUAUCUGAUAACAUACUGCUUUGCAAUGCUGUGGAAGAAGAUGAUGUAAAUAUAUUGUUAGUUACAUAAGUGAGGAAUCGAGCAAUCUGUAAGCUCAUUAAUGAAAGUUUAAAGUUGCAGAUUAUUUCAAUGAUUGCUGAGCUUGAGGAAUGACUCUUUCUUCCAGGAGCAUUCCAGUUGUGAACUGUUCUUAGAUGUGGGAAGGAGCAAAGGGUGUACACUCUUAGAAAACUCAUGGUUAUAUUGCCAUGAUUACAUUUCCUGGAAAAUAAAGCUGCAGUCUACAAACACCAGUUUCAAGGCCUGUUUCAGGCACAGGCUCUUCCUCUCAAGAACAUGCAGCCAGCAGUGAGGAUCAUAAAGAGCAACUGAUGGAGCAGGUCAGUAAAAGGAGACUGAAGUGAGUCAUAAGGAGGUGGUGUAAUAGGAAUUCCAUUUUAGAUUAAGUAUAAAAUAGUGGGGGUUUUAUUGAUAGAUUGCUGAAGCUGUAAAUACUAUAAAUGCAGUCUUCCCAUGCCAAGGAAGCUGUAAAUGUGUAUUGCUUUGAGUGGAACAAGCAAACAGUAGUAUCUUCACAAAGAUUCUAGCUUUGUAUGUCGGUCUUAAGGAAAUAGUGGCAGAAAACUGAGGAGGACGAAGAUCAUCCAGUUUACAAGGGACCACAUUAAAGGGUUUUUAAGAAUAUUGCAAGAGAAAUAUUACUAGAAAAUCCAAAGCAUCUUAGAAUAGCUUUCCUAAGAUGUUUGUUGUUUUAACUGAAAAUCUUACAUCUGCUCACUGUUCAUAACAAAAGACAAGAAGUACUUUUACAAAAUAUUUCUGCCUGGCACUGCCCAUUCAAUAUCUACCUCUACUAGUCAUAGUCUAGUUCAGCUACUGCAUAAUUUUAGCCAUUUAGCAUAUAACAUAUGGAAAAAAUGACAUUUACCUGGUUGGUGAACAAAUGUAUGAUGAUGGAUAACGUUUAGUUUUAAACUGUAAUGCAAUAAAUCACAAACUUAGUGAAAGUCCUGUUGUUGGUUCAGUUGCAGCGGCAUAUUUAUUGCUUCAUUGCUGGUCCAUUCAAAAAAAUCUUUAAAUUAUGAACUCCACCAAGUUACUUGCAAUUGUACUGGAGUAUGCUUUCCCUUCCAGCCUUCCUAACUGGUUAACAAUGUUGUACCGUGUUUUUACGUUCUUCGCUGGUGGUAGCAAAUAUCAAAACUGGCAGGAAGUCAAUCAAUGAAUAAAAAUGCUGAGUUCUGUUUGUAAAUGUGAGUGCUAGUGUUUCCUUGUAGGGUUCAGCGUCCUUAGAUGCCUUCCAGCG